AUGGGUGUUACUAUCGAUACUAUUGCUCCUGGUGACGGAAAGAACUUCCCCAAGAAGGGUGAUACUGUCACCAUGCACUACGUUGGUACUCUCACUAACGGUAAGAAGUUCGACUCUUCCCGUGAUCGCAAUCAACCUUUUGUCACUCAAAUCGGUGUCGGACGUGUCAUCAAGGGUUGGGAUGAAGGUGUCCCUCAAUUGUCCCUCGGUCAAAAAGCCAGAUUAACCUGUACAUCUGAUUACGCUUAUGGCGACCGUGGUAUUCCUGGUGUUAUCCCUGAAAAGGCUACCUUGAUCUUCGAAGUUGAACUUCUCAAGAUCAACUAA
Messenger RNA from Mycotypha africana, 327 nucleotides. RefSeq names its product FK506-binding protein 1. The transcript has 3 exons. The coding region runs from base 1 to 327 and encodes 108 amino acids. Gene Ontology annotation, molecular function: peptidyl-prolyl cis-trans isomerase activity. The record is from RefSeq and is a predicted model, not a curated record. Lineage: Eukaryota; Fungi; Mucoromycota; Mucoromycetes; Mucorales; Mycotyphaceae.